AUGGAGUCUCUCUCAACAGCAGUCGCCCCUGCGCCGUGGACGUUACGCGGCGACGCAUGGUGGUUUGUCCUCUCAGUCUUUGGAAAUUCUACAGACAAUAUCGAUGCGAGCCAGUACGCCCCCCUUGAAGCGUCCUCAGCCAAAAUCGCUCAAGAACCGGGAAACUUCAAAGGAGGUGUCUCUCUAGCGAUGGUUCUAAGAUACACCGAAAGCCCAGUUGGUCCUUACGACGAGUUGUUGAUUAUUCCCGGAGCAUUCGAUUCACCCCCCUUUAGUGAUGACAAGGAGAAUCCACGGGUAACGAGGAUUUACGUCUCUACGCUUGCUUCAGUCAUCAACGGGCGGAAGAACUGGAAUACACCAAAGCACCUCGCACGCUUCGAGUUUACAGAGCAGAAAGAUGGGACGCGGGAUGUACGCGUAUACCCCCUGACACCCUCUAGUCCUGGCGACAACGAGACCUAUAGCGCCAAACCCUGUUUCGCAGCUCGUAUCACGCCUUCGUGGUUUGUACCUGCACCAGCGAUACCAUUCCACACAAAGUUUUUGCCAUUUACAGUCGACUUGGUUCAGCCGCCGCUCGAACAAUCAGAGCAUGCUGACAAGGACGGUUUGGUUGGCACAAACGUAUGGCAGAAAAUGUUGCCGAGUUUUUCAGGCAAGAUAAAGCUCGUGCGAAUGGUUGGGUUGCUAGAAGGAGAAAAGUAUGGUGAUGGCGUGGACUUUCCGAAUAUCAGGCCGUGGAAGACUGGGAUUUAUUGGCCCGACGUCACCAUCGAAUUUCCAGAAUCCCAAAAGUGGAAGGACGAGCGACAGUACGGUACAUUUGCCUAA
This is a messenger RNA of Serendipita indica DSM 11827, 834 nucleotides long. Lineage: Eukaryota; Fungi; Basidiomycota; Agaricomycetes; Sebacinales; Serendipitaceae. The record is from the annotation of a GenBank genome assembly.